AUGUUCUUGUCUUUUCUGCUAGCCAGUGCUUUGUGCGUUGUUGUGAAUGCUCAACAGCAACCUCUUUCUUCUUCUCCAUCAGCUCACUCAAUCACAAUCGAUGAGAUCAUCUUAUCAACUGACUCCACCGGAAAAAACAAAUGUUGCCCUGCCGGAACUCUUUUUAACGGUCAAAAUUGUGUUUCACAGGCAGUAUCAGUCUGCCCAGCCAAAACUCAUCUGGAAGGGAACUCUUGUGUAAGUGAUGGUCUGCCUGACUGCGGACCUGACGCAAAGUUUAGCCCUACUUCAUUUUUGUGCAUCUCAAAUACACCGCCAAAGUGUCCACUUGGCUCUGAUUUUGAUAGCACCAGCAGAGUCUGUGUAUCCUCACAACUUCCAUACUGCGACGAAGAUGAUUUCGGAUUCAACGGCCAGUCAUGCAUUUUUAUAGGGGACAAAGCUUGUCCAUCUGGAUCAUAUCCCAAGGGUACAGAAUGCGUUUCAAAGCAACCUCCAACAUGUGAAGAAGGUUAUAAGCUUGAGAACGGAACAUGCACACAUUCCCAGCCUCUAAAAUGCCCAGACGCUAGUAUGCUCCUAGAAAAGGGACUAUGCAUAGUGAAGAAACCACCAAGCUGCGGCCCUGGGUUUGAGUAUAAAAACCAACGCUGCUCUCAUUCUGAGAAGCCAACUUGUCAGAAUGGUAUAUUAAAGAAUACAAGCUGCGUGUCGCAUGACGCCCCGAAUUGUAAGACAGGCAAAUUUAACGGAACGGUCUGCCAAUCAGAGCAAGGCCCAGUUUGCUUUAGCUCCGAUCUUCAAAACGGAGUAUGCACCUCACCUCCUAUGUGCGAAGAUCCGACAUUGUUUACCACAAAUCCCAGUACCUCUAAUGGAGGCUGCUGCUCACCCGGAACUAAGUUCGAUAAGAGUAGAUGUACUGAGCCAGACUGCUUCGCGGGAUUCAAAUUCAAUGGCCAAGUCUGUGCAUUUCAUCAACCGCCAGCCUGUGAGGAGGACUCGUAUCUGUCUGGCAAAAUCUGCGUCCUUAACAACGAGAGCCCAUUUUGUUCUACAGGAAAAUUUGAUUCCAAAACUGGCGCCUGCGUUCUCCCUGAUCCUCCAAAGUGUCCAGUCGGAUUGACCUUUUCAGUUAAUACCGGUGAUUGCUUUUCUACUACACAACCUGACUGCCCGCCUGGAAUGGCAUUACAUGGUGACGAUUGCAUAUCAUCUAGCAAACCCGGCUGUCCUUCAGGACAAGCGUUGGUAGGUUCGGCUUGCAUUACAUCAAAACCAGCUCAGUGUCCAUCGGGGACAACUAUAGUUGGAGUCAGUGCCUGCAUUCUCUCUACCGGCCCAGGCUGUCCACAAAAUUCAGUGCAUUCAAGUACCGAUGAAUGUGUCUCUAUCAAGCAGCCCGUCUGUGGCGAUCCAUCUAUCUUCAAGUAUUCUGCAGGUGCAUGCAUUUCAUCCAACUUCAGUUGCACUGAUCCGACUCAUGAUUUGGUUCAAGAAGGCUGCUCAACUAGUGAUCUUCCAGACUGUUCGCUGAACACAAACACGAACUUCGAUGGAUCAAAGUGUGUCUCUCCUAAAGAUCCAGCAUGUCCAAAGGGUUUAGUACUUAAUAAUUCCGAUCCAAAAACCCCUGUCUGUGUCUCGACCACACCUCCACUGUGUCCAUCUGGGACUAGCCUGGUUGGAUUGAAAUGCCAGUCAUCUCCCAUACCGACUCCAUUCUGUCCAUCACCACUGAAAGCGGACGACAAAUCCUCUAUGUGUAUAACACCAGAUAAUCCACAGUGCCCCUCUGGAAGUACACUGAUGAACAAUGUUUGUGUGACUAUCCAACCGCCAACCUGUCCUGAUGGGGCUGUAUACAAAGAAAAAAAGUGUGUCUCAACCAAAAUUGUUCCCAGCUGUGCGUCGGGAAUGGUGAAAUAUUUGGACACUACAGGAGUUGCUACCUGUUUAGCUGUUUUUGGGCCAACGUGUACGGAUGGCACAUUUUUGGAUAAGGAUAGUGGGAAGUGCAUCUUAUCAGUUGGCACAAGUUCGGGUUGUUUUGAUAUGCAUUUCUGUCCGAGUUGA
Messenger RNA from Penicillium taxi, 2076 nucleotides. RefSeq lists its product as uncharacterized. The coding region runs from base 1 to 2076 and encodes 691 amino acids. The record is from RefSeq and is a predicted model, not a curated record. NCBI's taxonomy places the organism in Eukaryota, Fungi, Ascomycota, Eurotiomycetes, Eurotiales, Aspergillaceae. The transcript has a single exon.